AUGGCGGGAUAUGAGGCUCCAAGUACGGCAAACAUCGCCAAGCGGUUGGAAUCCGAGCUGCAACGAGAUUGGCUUCUUGCUAAACAAUACCCGUACGAUGUUUUCAUCAUGAUGAACCUUGAUAGGACGCUGGACAACGUGUUUGAAAAUCCCCUUUUCAGAAUUUGGUACAAUUAUGGACACUAUGUCACCACUAUGAAUCUGGGGAGCAAGUGGAACCCGGCAGCAGCGUUGACACGGAUUUAUGGUGGUAGUACGAACCUUGCCGACGUGCUCCUUGCGGCGGAGAAAGUGCCAAGUCACCCUCUGGCUGCACAGGCUGAUGUAUCCAGAAAGGGUUUAUUCUCUGUUGCGCGUAAGGGAAUCGGCAGUGGGCGAUGCAAGUCGCUUCCUUUACAGGGAAUACAUUGA
Messenger RNA from Phytophthora nicotianae INRA-310, 411 nucleotides. RefSeq lists its product as hypothetical. Lineage: Eukaryota; Oomycota; Peronosporomycetes; Peronosporales; Peronosporaceae. The record is from RefSeq and is a predicted model, not a curated record. The transcript is spliced from 2 exons. Bases 1 to 411 code for a protein of 136 amino acids.